Messenger RNA from Sapajus apella (tufted capuchin), 5337 nucleotides. It is a transcript of the gene SVIL, whose product is annotated as supervillin. The record is from RefSeq and is a predicted model, not a curated record. The transcript has 18 exons. Bases 1473 to 5195 code for a protein of 1240 amino acids. NCBI's taxonomy places the organism in Eukaryota, Metazoa, Chordata, Mammalia, Primates, Cebidae.
CUGGCAGCCUUUUAAUGUUUAAAAAAUGCACAUGGCCUUUUAAGAAGUGGUUGUGCUUCAUAGUUAAUAUAUUUUUUUAAUUAGUUUAGAUUCAUCUGGUUUUUCAGUGAGGUGAGCUACUCAAGAUCCACAGGAAGAUAGAACCUGCCAGUUCAGAGGACUGACUUUGGCUUGAAGAUAAAAUAUUUGGGUCAUUUUACAGCAAGUACUUCCAGCACAAUGCUUUCUUCUGAUGAUUCAUUUUCUACACUUAUUGGAAGUGGUAAGAAAUCCACAGAGGUUACAGUAUUUGUAAACUUGUAGAGACAUGUGCCAUUACAUCAUGCUGUUUCAUAGAUGUGUAUGUCUGUUAGUUACAUUUUGGGCAUUCAUUAUAUAUAUGUCUGUUACUUACUUUUGAGGUAUUCAGUGUCUGAGCUUUAUCAAUUAUCAUGUGCUCUUUUUUUAGCCUAAAAAACUAAGUUAGAGAAAUGUUUGCUCAUCCAAGUCUGUAUUGUUGUAUCUUAUUCGGUAGACUGCUGUUGUAUUUUUAAUUUCUCUGUAAAGCAAGCCGAAAGACAGUGUGGACAACCUAAUUGCAUUUGAAAUAGCUGCUGGCCAGGCCUGCUGCAACAGCUGAUGAGCUCCUCUGAAUUUCCAGAGCUAUUUCUGGUAGAUGAGCUGGUAUCAAGGCUCUCGAGUUCAGGCCAUAAAAGGCCCGUCCCAUGUGGAGUUGCUUCACUGCUCUGACGGCGUCCUCCCCAGGCUGAAGUGUCCUCGGGUUUCAUGUGGAUUUGCCCAGUAAUGGAUGGCUUCACCGAGGCCAGGUUGGGGAAGUUCAGCCUCAAGGACACCAGGGGACGGAAAACUUCAAAAAGAAGACUCUUUUUAUUAAUAUUUUGGCGUUCUUUUUGGAGAGAAACUUUUGGGAUGUAGCCUUCACCUAUUUCCUAAAUUUGACAUCCAAAAAGCCUUUUGGAAAACACCAUUCUAAAUUUAUCCUGUUCUGAAUCAUCAUCGCUUCUGAUAGAUGCAAUUGUUUGUUGACAUCGUGAUCUUUGAUUUUGUACGCUAUUUGGGCUAACUUUUGAGAUUGUGCUUUGUGCUUAGAAUUUGAAAGUAGUAUUCAUUGGAAAGAGACUCCAAGAAAAUACUCGAAGACAUCCAAAGCUGGAUUCGAGGAUAUAACGUGUUUUUGUUUUUGUUUUUUCUUAAUUAGAAAAAUAAGGAAUUGCAGUGUGAUUUUCUUUCCCCCUUUAACUUAGAGGAACGAAGAUUAUACAGAAAUUCAAAAUUUCAACAAGAAAAACUUAAGCUUCGUUGGAUUCUCACAUCAAAGAAAAGUUUCAAGCUUUCAGAAAGAGUUGUCACUCGAAGAUCAAGAACAGCUCCCUAACCACAAAAGAGGAAUCGAUGCUAAGCUUUCAGCUGCACUUCCGAAAGUUGCAGAAUUAAGACAAAUCUUUGAACCAAAGAAAGACGAAUUCUUAGAAAUGAAAAGAAAAGAAAGAAUUGCCAGGCGCCUGGAAGGAAUUGAAAAUGACACCCAGCCCAUCCUCUUGCAGAGCUGCACAGGGUUAGUGACUCACCGCCUGCUGGAGGAAGACACCCCUCGAUACAUGCGAGCCAGCGACCCUGCCAGCCCCCACAUCGGCCGAUCAAAUGAAGAGGAGGAAACUUCUGAUUCUCCUCUAGAAAAGCAAACUCGAUCUAAGUACUGCACAGAAACCUCCAGCGUCCACGGUGACUCACCCUAUGGUUCUGGUACCAUGGACACCCACAGCCUGGAGUCCAAAGCGGAAAGAAUCGCAAGGUACAAAGCAGAAAGAAGACGACAGUUGGCAGAGAAAUAUGGGCUGACUCUGGAUCCCGAGGCCGACUCCGAGUAUUUAUCCCGCUAUCCCAAGUCCAGGAAGGAGCCUGAUGCUGUUGAGAAGCGGGGAGGAAAAAGUGACAAACAGGAGGAGUCAAGCAGGGAUGUGAGUUCUCCAUACCCUGGGACAGAGACGAUGGGGCUCAAGACCUGUGCAGGUGAAUCCAAGGACUAUGCCCUCCGCGGGUGUGAUAGCGCUUCUGACCAGGAGGUGCUGCUGAACAUAGAAAACCAAAGACAAGAUCAAGAGCUGAAUGCCACCCGGCAGGACCAUGACCUGCCCCCAGCCGCCGAGAGUUCCUUGACCUUCUCUUUCUCUGGGCGAGAAUCCUCCUUCACGGAAGUGCCACGGUCUCCAAAGCACGCGCAGAGCUCGUCCCUGCAGCAGGCAGCCUCCCGGAGCCCCUCCUUUGGUGACCCACAGCUACCCCCUGAGGCCCGACCCAGUACAGGGAAACCCAAACAUGAGUGGUUUCUCCAGAAAGAUUCCGAAGGGGACACAUCUUCACUUAUCAACUGGCCUUCCAGAGUUAAAGUUAGAGAAAAAUUGGUGAAAGAGGAAAGUGCUCGAAACAGCCCUGAACUCGCCUCAGAGUCCGUAAGUCAGAGGAGACACCGGCCCGCGCCAGUCCAUUAUCUGCCGUUUCAGUCCGAGCACUCGGCCUUUGAUAGGGUCCCCAGCAAGGCAGCAGGCUCUGCACGACAGCCAAUCCGUGGCUACGUGCAACCCGCAGAUCCCGGCCACACUGCCAAGAUGGUGACGGCAGAACCCCCAGAACAUGUAUCUGAGUGCAGCUGGGUACCGUCAGCCACCCAGAGUGUCCCCAAACCUCCCACCUUGAAGGUUCUAGAAGGUGAGAGAAGGGAGAGCCCAGUUCUCCAUAUCUGUGAGUCAAAAGCAGAAGAAGAACAAGAAGAAGAAGGAGAAGAAAAAGAAGAAGAAGAUGUGCUCUUCACUGAAGCUCUCGAGCAAAGCAAGAAAACCCUACUGGCUUUGGAGGGUGAUGAGCUUGCGAGAAGCCUGGAAGAUCCCUCUGGAAAUGAGGACUUUGGUAAGCCUGUUGUGAGCACAGUCACCUUAGAGCAUCAGAAGGAACUGGAAGGCAUGGCGCGCCCACCUCAAGCUCAGCACCAGCCCACUGAGAGGACAGGCAGGAGUGAGAUGGUUCUCUACGUUCAAAGUGAGCCCGUGUCCCAAGAUGCCAAACCAUCCAGUCACAACAAGGAAGACUUGAUGAAAAAGCGCAAGGUCCGUGUCCGCUCCCUGUCAGAUUUCACAGGCCCCCCUCACCUCCAGGCCUGGAAGUGUAAGGACCCUGCUUCCAGGAGAGAGUCGGAGCUGCCCAGCCCCAAGGCUGAAGGGCCCUAUGGGGAGUUCGGCGUGCUGGACACAAAGGUCUCUGUCGCCCAGCUCCGAAGUAUGUUCCUGGCAUCUGCCAACGCCAGCAGGACACCUGAACUCAAAUCACGGGUGGAGAGGUCGGCCGAAGGACCUGGCUUGCCCACCAGUGUGGAACGGGAGAGAGGGUCCCGGAAACCAAGACGCUAUUUUUCUCCUGGUGAAAGUAGAAAAACUUCCGAGAGAUUUAGAACCCAACCUAUAACUUCAGCAGAACGAAAGGAAUCGGAUAGGUGCACGUCACAGUCAGAAACGCCAACUAUUGACGAUGAAGAAAAAGUAGAUGAACGAGCCAAGCUGAGCGUCGCCGCCAAGAGGCUGCUUUUCAGGGAGAUGGAAAAAUCUUUUGAUGAACAAAAUGUUCCAAAGCAACGCUCAAGAAACGCGGCUGUGGAACAGAGGCUCCGCCGUCUGCAGGACAGAUCCCUCACGCAGCCCAUCACCACUGAGGAGGUAGUCAUCGCGGCCACUGAACCUAUCCCCGCUUCGUGUUCUGAGGGCACCCACCCUGUAAUGGCGAGACUUCCUAGCCCCACUGUAGCUAGGACCGCUGUGCAGCCUGCCAGAUUACAGGCUUCUGCUCACCAAAAGGCUUUAGCCAAAGACCAGACAAAUGAGGGCAAAGAGCUGGCUGAGCAAGGAGAACCUGAUUCCUCCACUCUAAGCUUAGCUGAGAAGUUGGCCUUGUUUAACAGAUUGUCCCAGCCAGUCUCAAAGGCGAUUUCUACCCGGAACAGAAUAGAUAUGAGACAGAGGAGAAUGAACUCUCGCUAUCAAACUCAGCCAGUCACGCUGGGAGAGGUAGCACAGGUGCAGAGUGGAAAGCUUAUUCCUUUCUCGCCUGCUGUGAACACAUCGGUGUCUACAGUAGCAUCCACGGUUGCCCCAAUGUAUGCUGGGGAUCUUCGCACGAAGCCACCUCUUGAUGACAAUGCAAGUGCCACUGACUAUAAGUUUUCUUCUUCAAUGGAAAAUUCAGACUCUCCAGUUAGAAGCAUUCUAAAAUCGCCAGCUUGGCAGCCCUUGGUAGAAAGUAGCGGGAACAAGGGAACGUUGAGAGAAUGUGGAGAGACGGAAAGCAAGAGAGCUUCGACAGGUCGAGACAGCGGGAUGGAGAAGUAUGGGUCCUUUGAGGAAGAAGCAUCCUACCCCAUCCUGAACAGAGCCAGGGAAGGAGACAGCCAUAAGGAACCUAAAUACAUCCCCAGGAAAGGAAGCCUGGAACGGGUGAAUCCUCCCAUCAUUCACCUUGGGGAUGAACCAAAGGAAUUUUCCAUGGCUAAAACAAGUGCACAAGGAAACUUGGACCUGAGAGACAGGCCGCCCUUUGAAGAGAAGGUAGAGGUGGAGAAUGUUAUGAAAAGGAAGUUUUCACUAAGAGCGGCGGAGUUCGGGGAGCCGGCUUCCGAGCAGACGGGGGCAGCUGCUGGGAAAACGGUGGCCCAGCCCGCAGCCCCCGCGUCCUGGAAGCCCCAGGAUUCUCCGGAACAGCCACAGGAGAGGCUCUGCAGGAAUCCCUGUGCGAUGUUUGCUGCUGGAGAGAUCAAGACGCCGACGGGGGAGGGCCUCUGCGACUCACCCAGCAAAACCAUGUCUAUUAAAGAAAGAUUGGCACUGUUGAAGAAGAGCGGGGAGGAAGACUGGAGAAACAGACUCAGCAGGAGGCAGGAGAGCGGGAAGGCGCCGGCCAGCAGCCUGCACACCCAGGAAGCGGGGCGGUCCCUCAUCAAGAAGGAAGAAGGAGGAGUUGCAGAUGAUAGUGCCAUUUCUAACCUGCUUUGGGUAAGCCUGACUCUAACACAGGUGUCCUCUAGAUGGUGGCUGGAGUCACACGUCGCGUGGGUGAUUCUCAUCCUGGGUGCUCCUUCGGGCGCCCUCCCUGUGCUCUAUCUCCAGACCAGACGCAGCUUUGUCUGCAGUGGAGAGCUGAGCCCACGCCCUUAAAUUAUUUUUUUGAUCAUGUAACGAAAAUACUUUAAAGAAGGUGAUAUUUUCUGUUAAAUGUUAAAACUGUCAAUGAAAGUCAUCGUUCCCUCUCUGCAACUGACAAUCGUCUAUAAAUUAACUCAUUUAAUUACUGCACAAA